CGUUUCAGUGCAAAAAUUAUAAAAUGACUUCUUGUAAUAUGUACAACAGGACAAAAAUAAUUGAAAAGAAAUCGUUAAUACCAGAUAAAAUAAAAGUUGGACUACAUUUCGCAAAUUUCUACAAUAAAAAAUUAUUUAUUCGGAGAUAUAUUGACCUAUUAGCAGAUGGACUUCAUUCUAAGUUGGAAAUAACAGCUUACAUACACGAGGCAGACAUCGGCAUCUGGGAUAUUAAUAUCAGAAAAUCUUUUGUGUCUUAUUCUUCGUCCGUAAAUAACAUUCUAACCCUAUUUGCAAUACGUGCUGCAAGACCUUUAGAUAAAGCCUUUAUCUUGGUAAAACCUUUCGAUGUAAUGAUCUGGAUUUGUAUUCCUUUUUCUUUCCUUAUCAUUUUGUUAACUUCGUAUGGAAUAAUGAAAAAAGAGACUGAAUAUAGAAACAAGGAAAUGCCAAAAUUUUCCACCUUAUUUUCGAUUAUAUUGAGAAACUUCCUUCGACAAGACACAGAUGUAGAUCGCUAUUUUCUUAUAACGUUUCAUAUCCUGAUUGGCUGUUGGAUCCUGAUUGCAUUUAUCCUGACAUCAGCGUACGUCGGCACAUUGCCAUCGUUCAUGGUUAAUCCUGGAACCGAAACCAUUCCUCAUACAUUUCAGGAAUUGGCUAAUUCGGUGAAGAAAGGACGAUACAAUAUCACUUACUUCCAGAAUAGUCACGAAGAUGUGUACUUUCUUCGACUUUAUUUGGACACGAACUUCAAGAAAAUGAUUAAAAGUGAUGUUAUCGAAACCUUUUAUGAAAAUGUUCAAGAAUGUAAUGAUCCAUAUGAAGAACCAAUUAAGAAAGUACUUAAUGGAACUCACGCCGUGCUAGCAUCAAGACAGAAAAUUGAAUUGAGUAUGACCAAACAACAAAAAGAAGAGGUUUUUAUCUCGGAAGACAUACUUUUUACGAAUUUUCAGUUCAUAAAAAUGAAUUUAGUGAAAGUGAAUUAUGCCGAGGAAAUCUCUGAAAUAGUAAAUCGUAUUGCACAAAGUGGAUUAUCUGAGAAAAUUGACAGACACAUUGUUGAUGAAAAAACAAGAGAAGACUUUUUUUACGAUGAUAAGACAAUCGAUACUAAUAAUGAAGAACCUCUGAAAUUGGAUGAUAUUACGGGUUUACUUUAUUUAUUAAUUACAGGAUAUUUGAUCGCUUCUGUAGUAUUUAUUAUAGAAAUUCUUGUAAACAAGAUAAGAAAGAUUACAAGCAGAAAAGGCAGAGCUUUUUGCCAAAUUCACGGCAAUUAUCAGAGAGGAAGAUGCAGGGUGCAUCCAGAAACAGCAGUAUAUCAAGCAGACAUCGCCAUUUAUAGUCAUAAUAUCAAAGAAACUUACUUGUCUUAUUCUUCUUCGAUAAGUCACAUUCCAACUACAUUUGCAAUACGUGCUGCAACACCUUUAGAUAAAGCCUUCAUCUUGAUUUGGAUUUGCAUUCCUGUUUCUUUCCUUAUCAUUUUGUUAACUUCGUAUGGAAUAAUGAAAAAAGAAAAUAAGUAUAGAAACAAGAAGAUGCCAAAAUUUUCCAUAUUAUUUUGGAUUAUAUUGAGAAACUUUCUUCCACAAGAUACAGAUGUAGAUCGCUAUUUUCUCAUAACGUUUCGUAUCCUGAUUGGCUGUUGGAUCCUGAUUACAUUUGUCCUGACAUCGGCAUACGUUGGCACUUUGCCAUCGUUCAUGCUUAAUCCUGGAACCGAAACCAUUCCUCAUACAUUUCAGGAAUUGGCUCAGUCGGUGAAAAAAGGACGAUACAAUAUCACUUACUUCAUGUACAGUCCUGAACAGUCUUACUUUAAUCGACUUAAUUUCGACAAAGUAAUUCGUAUUCAACAAAAUGGAUUAUCUGAAAAAAUUGGCAGAGACAUUCUUGAUGAGAAAAGAAGAAACGACUUCUACGAUGAUAAGACGAUGAUAAUCAAUUCUAAUGCUGAAGAACCUCUGAAAAUGGACGAUAUCACGGGUCUACUCUAUUUAUCACUUACAGGAUAUAUGAUCGCUUCUGUAGUAUUUGUUACAGAAAUUCUAGUCAACAAGAUAAAAAUGAUUAGAAGCAGAAAAUGCAGAGUGAGACCAUUCAAUAUUGUUAAUUAA
This is a messenger RNA of Centruroides sculpturatus (bark scorpion), 2126 nucleotides long. RefSeq lists its product as uncharacterized. The coding region runs from base 24 to 2126 and encodes 700 amino acids. The record is from RefSeq and is a predicted model, not a curated record. The transcript is spliced from 13 exons. NCBI's taxonomy places the organism in Eukaryota, Metazoa, Arthropoda, Arachnida, Scorpiones, Buthidae.